Molecule: messenger RNA, 893 nt
Organism: Aphanomyces astaci
Lineage: Eukaryota; Oomycota; Saprolegniomycetes; Saprolegniales; Verrucalvaceae
Exons: 1
Biological process (GO): protein processing
Cellular component (GO): plasma membrane
Molecular function (GO): metalloendopeptidase activity
Source: RefSeq, a predicted model, not a curated record
CCUUGAGGUCGUCCUUCUCCACUGGCAUUGCCAACGCCGACUGGUUGGACAACUCGACUCGCGCCAACGCGCAAACGAAGCUGUCCAAGUUUGUACACUUGUUGGGUGGCCCGGAGAAGCCACAGAUGUACCCCACGCUGACGCUGGACUCGAAGUCGUAUUUGAACAACCGGUGGAAGCUGUCUCAAGUGAACAUCGACACCAACUUGAAGCUGAACGGUCAACCUGUGGACAGGCGCAGGUUCAACAUGGCCCCCCAUGAAGUGAACGCGUACUACAACAGAUACGUGAACCAAAUUGUGUUCCCGGCUGGCGUUUUACAAAAACCGUUCUUUGACCGCCAGUUUGACGCCGCCCAGAACUUUGGUGCCAUCGGGAUGUUCAUCGGACACGAAAUUACCCACGGGUUCGACAACAUCGGCCGCAAUUACGAUGGCGACGGCAACUUGAAACAGUGGUGGUCAAACGCCACCAACGAUGCGUUCAAGACGAAAGCCCAGUGCAUUAGCGACCAGUACGCCAACUUAGUCGUCACGAGCGAAGUGACUGGCGUUGUGUUGGGCAAAAUCAGGGGCAAUAUCACUUUGGGCGAAAAUAUUGCGGACAACGGAGGGCUCAAGACCAGUUUCCGCGCGUACCACGAGUACUUGAAGGAACACCCGUCCCAGUACACGGAAGAAGCAGGCGACAAAUUGUUCUACUUGUCAUACGCCCAAGCCUGGUGCUCCAAGAGCACGGAUGCCUACCUCCGCGCGAUUUUGAAGACGAAGUACCCACCCUUUCGGUACCGCGUGACAGGGGCGUUGCGAAACAACGCUGAGUUUGCUCGUGUGUUCCAGUGCCCCACCGACUCGUAUUUGAACCCGUCCAAGAAGUGCUUGUUGUGGGAAUAG